GGAAUCCAAGUAAAACCCUGAAUAAGGACAAUUGUUUCAGAUCUAUUCUAUGAACUGAUAAUGAUACAACACCAUUUUUACUCAUGAAAACGAGGAAAACGUUGCUCGUUUCUCCACCGGAACAUUAACAUUUAACACAAACAAACGUGUCUGACCUACAUAACCUGAACCCCUCCGCCACGCACACAGAACAUUGUUACGAUCCGAUCGUGAAGGUUUCGUCAUCGUGGAUUCUGAUCCACAGUGCAACAAUUGCACCCGUCAUGCUUCGCAGAUCCCUCAUCAUCAUCCUACACUUGUCGUUGUUGUCGUUCGGAUAUGCGGAUCCCGCUCCCAAUUGCACUCGCCUCAGCUCCGUCGUCAAUUCGGAGUCGGAGUUCGAAAUGGUUCAACACCAACUCCGAGGAUCCCUGAAAAUCAGGGACGAUUGCUCCUUUAGGGUUUCCCAAUUCGACAUGCUUCCCGGUUCCGACGUCCACUGGUGGGGUGCGCAGGCUUCCGAUUUCGAUAACCUCACCGCCGGAUUCAUUGUUUCCAACUACGGAUUGAACGGAACCUACAACAACUCCACCUUCGAUGUGCAUUUGUUGAGCAAUGUUUCCUGGAGCAUGAUCAACGUCCUCGCCGUCUGGGAUCGUGCCACCGCCUCCGAUUUCGGCCACGUCGUGCUCCGCAAGGACGCCCCGGCGUCGCCUCCUCCUCCGACGGUGUUCGAGAAUUGCAAGGUUUUGUCGAAGAAUUUCAGGUUGAGGUGGAGUUUGAAUGUGUCCGAGGAUUCUCUUGAAAUUGGGUUGGAGGCCGCGACUGGGAUCACCAAUUACAUGGCUUUUGGGUGGGCUAAUUCCAGUGCUCAAGAUUCUGAUCUCAUGAUUGGUGCUGAUGUUGUCGUUGCAGGGUUUAAGGAAGAUGGUAUGCCCUUUGUGGAUGAUUUUUUCAUUACUAAGUAUAGUGAGUGUGUGAGAAAUAGUGAUGGAGUUGCUCAAGGGGUAUGUCCUGAUUCCUUUUAUGAAGGCCCUGAUGGGGUGGGUUUAGUCAACAAUUCAAUGUUGGUUUAUGGCCAUAGGAAGGAUGGGGUGACCUUUGUCAGAUACCGCAGGCAUUUGACUAAGGUCGAUGGAAAGUAUGAUCAUCCCGUGAACCAUUCAGCGAAUAUGAAGGUUAUUUGGGCUUUGGGGCGUAUCAAGCCUCCUGAUUCUAUUAAUCCUUACUAUCUUCCUCAGAAUCAUGGGGCCGUGAAUUAUGGCCAUUUGGUUUUGAAUGUCUCGGAGCAUGUGAAUGAGUGUACAGGUCCCUUGGAUGCUGAAGACAAAGAAGAUCAAGGUCUCAUCACUGCAGAUGCAAAUGUUCCCUUGGUGGUUUCUUCUGCUCCGGCAAUGCAUUACCCCAACCCUCCAAAUCCUGAAAAGGUUCUUUAUAUCAACAAAAAGGAAGCUCCUGUCUUGAGAGUGGAAAGAGGGGUGCCGGUCAAGUUUUCGAUCCAAGCCGGGCACGAUGUUGCACUUUAUAUUACUUCGGAUCCGCUUGGUGGAAAUGCUACCACGAGAAAUCUGACUGAGACUAUUUAUGCUGGAGGUCCAGAGGCCCACGGAGUUCAAGCCAGUCCUACAGAAUUAGUUUGGGCUCCUGACAGGAACACUCCUGAUCACGUCUACUAUCAUUCCUUGUUCGACCAGAAGAUGGGUUGGAAGGUCGAGGUGGUUGAUGGGGGUCUAUCGGACAUGUAUAAUAACAGUGUCAUUUUGGAUGAUCAACAGGUUACCUUCUUUUGGACAUUGUCAAAGGAUUCCAUAUCUAUUGCAGCUCGUGGCGAGAAAAAAAGUGGUUAUAUUGCCAUAGGGUUUGGAAGUGGAAUGGUGAACAGCUAUGUGUAUGUGGGUUGGAUUGAUGAUACUGGUGUGGGACAUGUAAACACUUAUUGGAUUGAUGGAAAGGAUGCUUCAAGCAUACACGGCACGCAGGAAAAUUUGACACAUGUGAGAUGCAAAACAGAAAAUGGCAUCAUUACUUUUGAGUUUACUCGUCCCUUGGACCCGUCUUGUAGGCGGGAAAAGAGGGUAGAAUGUAAAAAUAUCGUUGAUCCCACAACUCCUCUCAAAGUUGUUUGGGCAAUGGGUGCUAAAUGGACUGAUGAUCAUCUUACUGACAGGAAUAUGCAUUCUAGUACAAGUAAUAGGGCUAUUCUUGUACACCUGAUGCGUGGUUCAGCAGAGGCGGAGCAGGAUUUACUUCCUGUUUUGGCUGUGCAUGGAUUUAUGAUGUUUGUUGCAUGGGGUAUCCUGUUUCCUGGAGGGAUAUUGGCAGCCAGGUACUUAAAACAUCUCAAGGGCGAUGGAUGGUACCGGAUUCAUGUUUACUUGCAAUACUCAGGGUUAGUAAUUGUUCUGCUUGCCCUUCUUUUUGCUGUGGCUGAGCUUAGGGGAUUUUAUUUCAGCUCAACUCAUGUUAAAUUUGGAUUUGCUACUAUAUUGUUGGCUUGCAUACAGCCAGCAAAUGCUUUCCUAAGGCCUCCAAAACCAGCCAAUGGGGAGCAGGCAUCCUCCAAGAGGGUUAUUUGGGAGUGUUUUCACACAAUUGUUGGUAGAUGUGCCAUUGUUGUUGGCAUUGCUGCACUUUUUACUGGGAUGAAGCAUCUAGGAGACAGAUACGAUGUGGAAAAUGUCCAUGGACUCAGAUGGGCUAUGGCAAUUUGGUUUUUAAUUGGUGCAUUGAUUGUUAUUUAUUUGGAAUACCAUGAAAGGCAGCGAAUAGGGCGGCAGAUAUCUGGAAGAGGCAAUUGGGUGCUUGGUAAUCUUGAGGAAGAUGAUUCAGUUGAUCUCUUGAGGCCAACCAGAACAAGUGCAGAUAAAGAGUUACAGCCCUCUGCGAGAAUGGAAGUCCAGUUAGAACCUUUGAACAGAUGAAUUUACAUGCAUUAAGUUCUAAUAGACAGUUAACCCAUUUUUUGCAAACUUCAAGGUUAUUCUGCGAGCUGGCAGGCUUCUUUAUUGGUUAUGAGGUGUUGUUGGAGGUGAAAGGGGAGGCACUUAUCGAUCUCUUUUUUUGACUUAUGUUGCUUUCUAGUUUCCAUGUAGAGUAGUUUUCCUGCAGCAUAUAGUGCGUAUAGUUAUACAUCUUCAACAGAAUAGGUUAUAUAGUUACUUCUACUGUAGCUGUUACUCUGUUUUUUUUUUUUACUUCUUCCCAAAAUAGAAGAAAUCAAACUUUAUAAGGUGAAAGCUUUGUUGUGGAUCAAUUUAGGUUCUGAAUGGUUUAGUUUGAUAGUAUCUCAGAUGAUUUCAGACAUGGUAUUUUAUCUGACCAAAGGCAUUGUUGUAAAUUAUGAGAUUCAGAAAAUUAAUACAACAUUUUUUAUUGUCAA
Messenger RNA from Glycine soja, 3358 nucleotides. RefSeq names its product cytochrome b561, DM13 and DOMON domain-containing protein At5g54830-like. The transcript has a single exon. Lineage: Eukaryota; Viridiplantae; Streptophyta; Magnoliopsida; Fabales; Fabaceae. The record is from RefSeq and is a predicted model, not a curated record. The coding region runs from base 264 to 2900 and encodes 878 amino acids.